Molecule: messenger RNA, 1017 nt
Organism: Eimeria acervulina
Lineage: Eukaryota; Apicomplexa; Conoidasida; Eucoccidiorida; Eimeriidae
Exons: 1
Coding region: 1-1017 (338 amino acids)
Source: RefSeq, a predicted model, not a curated record
AUGCUGGCGUUACUCGUCACUUCCUUUUUGCUCCUACGAUGUGCCUACCACCUUUCAACAACGGCAAAUGCACCGGAAGAAACAAAAGGACGCCGUGUUUCAGAUCAUGAAUUGCCUAACCCCUGCGAACUGCCGCAACAACAACGGCAACGCCAGCAGGAGCCGGAGCAAGAAGUUGCUGGCGCGGCCGCUGCCAUUCCCGAGGCUGCUGUUGGCGCAUCUUCUGGGCAAAGUGUCACAGCAUCAACAGGGCCAACCCCAGCUCUUCCUAAAGGUUAUUCUGCCGUUACUCAUUUGGACCCAGCCAGCCUUUACGCCCAUUCUGCAUCUAUGGCGGCUUGGAUGCUUCAAGUAGAGGCUGCAGAGGCUGGAAUUGGUGAGGGCGGCAAAUCUGAAGAGGCCCACAUUUGCUAUUUGGCUUGUGAAGGUCUGAAACUGGUAAAGCACCUAGAAGCAGUGACCUUCUCUGCUGAGGUAGUCCCAGGCGACCAGCAAGAAUUCCUUGAAGCCAUAGGAGAGUGUAGUCAGCUUGUGGGACGUCUCGCUGAACAGGUGGAAUGCCGUUGGACAGCUGUUUGCAAAAAGCAUACAAAGCUCGUCAGGUCUGAUGUUGAGGGCGCCUGGAGCCACUUGCGAAGGGCACUCCGUCGAGAUCUUCUCGACCCAGGAGACCCUACAGUUGGAGCGAUGAUAGGAUUGAGAGAAACUGUAAAUACUGCAAUGAAAGUAUACGAAGAGGGGGCGACUAUUUGUGCUACCCUCCGUGGAGCCGGAGGACUUGGAGAUGCCCUAAUAAGCUUGAGCGCAGUUAUCACUGCAGCAGUAGAGUCUCUGGACCUGGCGGCUAAUGCCUGCGCAGAAGCCUGGAUAAAACGUCUCACAGAUCUACGCAGAAUGUUGCAGGCAGAAGCACCAGAAGGCAACGAGGCCAGGCAAAAGCUGUUGGAUGGCAUACAGGCUGCAAAGACAGUCCAAAGAAUCCUCGGAUUCAUUUCCGGCAAAACUCUUUCAAUAUGA